Molecule: messenger RNA, 939 nt
Organism: Anopheles marshallii
Lineage: Eukaryota; Metazoa; Arthropoda; Insecta; Diptera; Culicidae
Exons: 1
Coding region: 1-939 (312 amino acids)
Biological process (GO): DNA strand invasion; double-strand break repair via homologous recombination
Cellular component (GO): Rad51B-Rad51C-Rad51D-XRCC2 complex; replication fork; centrosome
Molecular function (GO): four-way junction DNA binding
Source: RefSeq, a predicted model, not a curated record
AUGUGUGACUCGAUCGAGUCUGCCUUCGUGGCAAUCAGCCGGUUAGCGUCCGGUUCGGAAACGACGUACGAUCUGGACUCCACUCUCUUUCCCGCUGGUGGGUUGCGCCCCGGUGAGUUGGUCGAAAUCAGCGGUGUAUCGAACAGUGGAAAGUCACUGCUGUGUCACGAGUUGAUCGCUCGUAUCGUACUGCCCACGAGCUGCGGUGGUCUGGAGCUCGGUGCCGUGCUGAUUGAUUGUGAGAACGGCUACAGUGAGACAGUACUGCUGAGCAUUAUGGAAAAACACAUCCAGAACCAAGCGGAACCCACACUCGCCCGUACGCUUGCCGAUCCUGAACAGAUGAAACACAUUCAGCGGACCGCACUCGGACGGCUCCAUCUGAUCGUGUGCUACUCUUUGGAACAGUUUGAAUUUUCACUCCUCGCACUGCCGUCCCUGUUUGUGAAGCAUUCCGACGUGACGUUCGUACUGAUCGAUUCGGUAGCGACAUUCUACUGGACCAAGUGUACGGCUAAGAAUCUCAUCCGCCAGGACACGUACCAACGGGCGCAUUGCAAAACGCUCCGCAGGCUCGCCUGUAAGUGGAGAAAGAUCGUCCUGCUCACGAAACCGUCCCACUUCGGGAGUCGGCAGGGAUCGUGGCGUGAUUUCGAAACGACCAGUUCGGUGGGUGCUGGACUGCUGGACGGUGCUGCAGCAACGUCACAGUCGUCGGUUUCCUUCGCGGGUAAUCUGCCGUCGUCCAUAAGCACACCGACCGUCAGCAGUUUAAUUGAUCAUCGAGUUGAACUGUGCGAAAUGGAUAAUCCGAGUCCCAGCGGAACAGCCGAUGGGGACGACCUGCGGUUCAACGCGUUCGUUACGAUGGCAGACAAGCGACAGUACGUGCGAUUCUACCUAAUUGAUAAGUUCGGAUUCAAUUGGUUAGAAGCGUGA